AUUAUUUUGUGUUUUUCAGUAAUUUCAAUUCGAAAUAGGUAAAGUACCUAACUCGAAAAGAACUGGAUCGUUGAAAAGUAGAUGCUUUAAGUAGAUAAAAGCUAAUCUCCGAUAAAACUUGGGAAGAAUUUAGUUCAAAUUGUACAUAUACGGGCACAUUUUUCCAUAUCAGAUCUUUAGAAUUUUAAAAAUGAACAUACCGUUUCCAGUUUUAACCCCACGUUUAAUAGACUCAAAGUGGUUUAAUGCAGAUAGCCCAUGUGAUGAGGAACAGGAACUUUCGGCUUUAGAGCAAGAACAUCAACAGUGGCUUAACUCAAUUGGCCAGCAAUAUAUGAAGCGUGUUCCUCUUGGCAAGACAGAUCCAGAGCCAAUGGAAGAAGAAGCUGACACAGAUGAGGAAGAAGGGAAUGAUGAGUCUGAUGAAUCUGAAGAGUCCCAUGAUGAAGAUGAGGAAGAAGAACUCAGGACAUCAUACUCUCCCCCUAGAAACAAUAAUGAGCUGGAACCAGAUAGCUUGGAUGACCUGAAUGAUGCACCAGACCCUGAUUUGAUAACUUCUGACCAGAGUGCUAUGUAUUAGUAGAAUUUCGUUUUAAAGGAUUAUUUUUGUAAAUAUUAG
Plodia interpunctella (Indianmeal moth) is the source of this 622-nucleotide messenger RNA. RefSeq names its product anaphase-promoting complex subunit 15B-like. Gene Ontology annotation, cellular component: anaphase-promoting complex. NCBI's taxonomy places the organism in Eukaryota, Metazoa, Arthropoda, Insecta, Lepidoptera, Pyralidae. The record is from RefSeq and is a predicted model, not a curated record. Bases 191 to 583 code for a protein of 130 amino acids. The transcript has 3 exons. Gene Ontology annotation, biological process: regulation of mitotic cell cycle spindle assembly checkpoint.